GAGUCAAGGCAGCGGGACGAGUCACCACAUGCAAUCCCGAGAUUCCUUUUCCUGCGGGCAAACUCAGCAAAUCUGUGGGACGAGAUCAGUGAACGAUCAGCCAGAGUGCAGAGGACAACAAGCUGUGCAAAUGCAAAUAUAAACCAGUCGCAAUGAAUAACGGGAAUGCGAAAUAACAAGAUAGGGAGUCGUCAAAGUGAAAUCAUUGGCUGUGAGAGCAUCACAAUUGAUGGCUGUAGUUACCCUCUUUGGUUCAAGAGCCUGGUGGUUGAGGGGCUGUCACUGGGCUUAGGAACCUGGUGGUGCGAGACCUGAGGCUCCUGCGCCGCCUUGGUGGCAGCAGCAAGAAAAGAGCGUGGCCUGGGUGGUAUCAGCCGCAUCUGAUGGCGAUGUUUCAGACAGGAAUACUGGUUUUAACAUCCUCUCUUCGCCUUAUUCCAUCACGCCUAGCUCCAGUCCUGGCAGCAGCCGCCAAAAUUGUGGAGAAUGUACUCUAUGUUCACUUGCACCCCGGUUUGGGACUUACGGACAAUUGUGUUCCGCCCACCCCAACUUACGUUCCGGCGAACCGGGAGGUGUCUCAGAUACUGGCUCAUCUGUAUGCAAAAAGUUUAAGCGUUUGCAGUUGCCUUGAUGUCAGAGUCAUUCUUUCAAACAUUAAAAAUCACAGCUCGACUCCGCAACCUUUUUCAUCGGUACAGACGUUGUCUGAACUGCCGGAGGUGGUCCUCACAGACUAUUGUAUCACAGAUUUGAAUCAGUCUAGUCUAGUUACACAGUGUCUGGAAAAGUAUAUUCUUGGCUGCUACACCUGCAGACCCAACCUGCAGUCCAUAUUUUUGCCGUCUGGGGGUGACGAUGCGGAGAAUUCCCGCCCCGACGUGAACGAUUGGGGUCUGAGUGAAGGUUUGCCACCUUACAGUGACGUUGUACUUGGAGGCACUUUUGACAGGCUCCACUCUGCUCACAAGAUCCUCCUCAGUGUAUCGUGUCUUCUGACGAGAAAGCGUUUGUUAAUUGGAGUGGCGGAUGGAGAAUUACUCAGCGGUAAAGAUCUAAAGGAGUUAAUCGAGCCGUACCAGGAUCGUGUGGACAAGGUUAGGACGUUCCUGUUGGACGUGAAUCCAGGCAUACAAUAUGAGCUCUGCUCCCUGCGGGACCCCUAUGGACCAGCUAUCACCGACCCGGAUCUGGAGUGCAUUGUUGUUAGUGAUGAGACCCGUAAGGGUGGAGACGCAGUGAACCGGAAGCGACUGGCAAACGCCCUCCAGGAGUUGACAAUCCACCAGAUCGGUCUUGUCAAGGACGUCCAUCACACCAGCGAUGAAGAAGAAAAAAUCAGUUCGUCCACUCUCAGAAAGCGACUGUUAGGAUCUUUGCUCGUACCUCCCAAAAAUAAUCCUCGAAUACCAGCGACUCCUUAUGUGAUCGGUGUGACUGGGUACAUGGCCAGUGGAAAAUCAUCGGUUGUGCAGUACCUGCAGAAAAUGGGUGCUGCCACCAUCAACGCUGACGCUGUGGGGCAGAAGUCCUACAGGCCGGGAACAGCUGCCCAUCACAAAAUCGUUCAGGAGUUCGGACGAGAAAUCCUUCUGGAAGAUGGAACCAUCAACCGAACGGCAUUGGGAAAGAUCGUCUUCGAAGAUCAAGAGAAACUAAAACGUCUAACCAGCAUUGUGUGGCCAGAGACUGCAGCUCUCGUCAAACAGAUGAUCAGCCAGGCUGGUUCAGAGGGUAAAUCGGUGUGUGUGGUGGAUGCUGCACUUUUGCUAGAGGCUGGAUGGAUGGACAUGGUUCACGAGGUUUGGGUGGUGCUUGUUCCACAGGACGAGGUACUGAAGAGGAUUGUGCAAAGAGACAACAUCAGUGAGGAAGAUGCAAGAAAGCGACUUGCAAACCAGUGGAGUAAUUCCCAGCGGAUACAACAUGCCAACGUGGUCCUUUCCACGCAGUGGGAGCCCGAGUUCACCCAGAAACAGAUCCAGAGGGCAUGGCAACUCCUUCAGAAUCGUAAAUCCUCUUGCUGACAUCUUCCAAGACCAGGUUCGCAAAUGGGUUUUGUUUCUGUUAAUAUAAUGGUUUGAAAGAUUUUUCAAUAAUUCACAGAAGAUUCUUUAUUACACUGAGCAUUAAAUUUAUUGUAUGAACAACA
Molecule: messenger RNA, 2152 nt
Organism: Hypanus sabinus (Atlantic stingray)
Lineage: Eukaryota; Metazoa; Chordata; Chondrichthyes; Myliobatiformes; Dasyatidae
Gene: coasy
Product: CoA synthase
Exons: 10
Coding region: 384-2027 (547 amino acids)
Biological process (GO): coenzyme A biosynthetic process
Molecular function (GO): ATP binding; dephospho-CoA kinase activity
Source: RefSeq, a predicted model, not a curated record